AUUGAGACAGACUCCUCACAUUUGCAUACACUGUUUCCCCACUGCAUAGCUGAAAGACAAUAUGACCCUGCACCGUCCCCCCUUUGCUCGUUAGUGAGCAUCCAGCCCCGGACCGAGGAGUUACUUUCCGUAGCGGGAUUUGGCGGACACCCACUUUCUUUACAGUUCUUUUACGGUCCCCUCCUCUCCGUCCAGCCGGCUGCAGCUGUCUCUCCACGGCUACGGGAGGUUUGCCAGCAUGCUGAUAGAGGCAGCUUAAACCGCAACCCACUGCAGCAGGUCUCCUGUCUCCGUAGAGGUCCAGCCGAGCCGAGCUCCGCUGAGCCAUGCGACAGUGGUGUGUCCCCGCUGCGACCCCACGCACUGAACCACUCCCGGGGUGCCUGUCCGUGUCGCCCCCUCCAUCAGAUGCCAGAAUGGAGUGUUAUGAGGUGGAGCCACGCUACACCAUCGAACAGAUUGACCUCCUGCAGCGCCUGCGCCUAUCAGGUAUGACCAAACCUCAGAUCAUCCACGCUCUGGAGUCCCUGGAGAGGCUGGACCCGGACCACCGCCCGUCGCACUGUGACUCUCACCCGGCCCCAUCCAACAACACGCCCACCACAGCCGCCCCGGCCCCGUCCUCAUCUUCUUCAUCCUCCUCCUCCUCGCUGUCCCUCGCCUCUGCCACCACGCAGACCUCCGGCCUGGACGGCGCCGCGCUGUCCCCCAGCCAUAGCUACGAGGCCUCCCCUCCUCCCCUCUACCCUCCCAGCGUGGCUGUCCAGCGGUCGUUCAGCUACGACAUGAUGGGAGAAGAGGAGUGGGACCUGGAGGAGAAGGUGGAGGAGUACAUGAGGAGAGACAGCAACCUGGUGAAAGAAGAGAUCAAAACUUUCCUCAACAAUCGCAGGAUCUCUCAGGCAAUCGUAGGACAAGUCACAGGCAUCAGCCAGAGUUACAUCUCCCAGUGGUUGCUGCAGCAAGGCCUGGAGAUGAGCGACUCUAAGCGCAGAGCUUUCUACCGCUGGUACCUGCUGGAGAGGAAUAACCCAGCGAGGCCCCGGAAGGACACGAGACAAAUCUAUAAUUUCAGAGGAAAGACAAAUGAUAAAGGGCUGAGGUGGAGUGAAAGCCAGCACAGCGUGAGUCCCAUGCCCAGGGCCAGGGGAGGGGACAGAGACGGCACGCUAGCAGGGGCAAGUGGCAGCCUCCCCAACAUCCUCCCCAACCCCAACACCAACCUCAACCCCAACCCAGUGUGGAGCAGGCAGAGAGAGCUGCUGAUGCACUUGCUGCCGUGGUACACUGCUGCCGCCACAGCCGCCCAGGCCCAGCCAGGUGCCACCUUAUCAAUGCGUUCUUUGGUGAAGGAGGAACCUGACUGGAGGACGGGGAUCAUGGCUGGCGACAGGGCGGGGAUAGUGAGCGGGCCUCUGAGGUUGCGUAGAGGAAGCAGGUUCACCUGGAGGAAGGAGUGCCAAUCAAUCAUGGAGAGUUUCUUCAUGGAGAACCAGUACCCAGAUGAGGCAAAGCGGGAGGAGAUUGCCAACACCUGCAACUCAGUUAUCCAGAAACCAGGUUGUAAGCUGUCUGAGUUUGAGCGUGUGACGGCAUUGAAGGUGUACAACUGGUUCGCCAACCGUCGGAAGGAGAUGAAGAGAAGAGCAAAUAUAGAAGCUGCCAUUUUGGAAAGCCAUGGUAUUGAGGUGCCAAGUCCAAGCUGCCAUUCAAAUGGUGAGGAGGGAGAGAUGCAAGAGUUUGCUGAUCAGGUGAAUCAUCGAUUCUCAGAGCAAGAAGAGUCAUCUACCCAGAGGAUUGUUGACCAACAAGACCCCUCUGCAUUGGCUGCUUCUGAGGUCACGGCCCUGCCGAGUCCCACCCCGCAGGUCCUAGAACAGAAAGAGGAGGAUUCAAAAACGGAGACUGUGGAUGAAGAGUGACCAAAGCCGGUGGAGUUCGGAAUAUCACAUUUGAAUCAGAUGAAAUAGGAAAAACAAGAAGUGUCUCCUGCACCCAUGUAGGGCCUAAGACACCCAUAAAUCAAAGGGAGAAAGGGUGCUGAAGCUCGCUGAGGUGCCUCUGAUGGUAAGGAGGCAACUGUAUUUAUCGAAAGUUAUCCUGCUUAUAUUAACGGCAAUAUACAGUAUAUAUAUGAAUAUAUAUAAAUAUAUAGUGCAUUCCAAGAUGGUAUUAAAAAGCCUAAAUUCCUUAGAGGGAGAAUUAUGUAAAGGAUACCUCACCCAUUUUAAGCUAAGCCUUCUUUUCUUCGCUACAUGCCGCCUUUUAGCUUUCUCAGAGUGGUCAUUUGACGGACCUUGGUGACAUGAAUGUGCUGAGCCUGCAGGUCAGGUGUGUUUUGGGUAACGAGAGUUUGGUGUGGGGAUAAAGUGUGGUAUCAAGGGUCUAGUUUGUGGUGAUACGAGUGCCCUCUGCUUGCUUGAAUGUCUUUGACCCAAUCUGGUUUGUAAGACUCUAACCUCAAUCAGUCGAUUGAUCAAAUCAGUCGAUCAAUCAACGAGUGCUGUUGCUAUUAAAUCCGUAAAGCCCUGAGGGACAACUGGAAUCUCAGGUAAUCCCAAAAAUGGUGGAUAAAGACGGUGAAGAAUUGAUAUAUAUUUUUUUUGCUUUAUCUUCAAAUGACUUUCUUCAUCUUAACUGUGUUUAACCAAAACAGGACGUGUUAUUUAUACCUUUUUAUAUUAGCAGAACAAGCCUAGGACAAUAUAUCAUAAUUAUCUUUGUCAUUCGUCUUCUUUGUUAAACUGAAUGCUGCUGUUUGGUCAUUUUUGUAGUCUACCCUCAUUUCAAAGUCUGUCUCAAACCUGAACUCAGCCUGUGAAGCUAGACUAGUGAAUAAGUCUACUCAGUUUUCUUUUUUUUUUUUUAACGUUUGAAAAAACGCUAAAACAAAAUGUGAUGGAAAAACCAUAAUGCGUCGGCCUACAUGCUACAAGCACCUUCUCUCGUAUUGGAAUAAGCUAAAGCUUUAGCUCAUGUAAGUUUGUACGACUGCAAAGCUGCACUUCAAAGUGGAUCUCACUAUAAUUGAAAGAGGGGAGCGUACCUGCGUUUGGGCCUAGACAUGUACAUAACCCAGAAAAUAUACACAUCUAUGGGUGCUUUUCUUCAAAUUACACUAGCAGUAUAUAAAAAAACUGUUAUUUGUCAAACUUGAAAUAUGAAUAGCUGACUUAAACUCUGUAUUAGUUAGUCCCCUAUAUUCACUGGCCCAAGGCCUCGGGAAAUACUCCCUAAUGUUCAUAAAAUGAACAAAGACGCUUGUUUUCAAAUGGCCCCUAACAGGGCGCUACCAUGUUACCUCCUAAUGCCAAAGCUAUGCCAAGGUAGAGAUGAGCUACAGACUAAACUGUGCUUACAGGACAGGACAUGACUCAGUCACAACACUAUAGAUAUACAGUAUGUAUAGAUGUUUUAUUUGCUCAGUACAACACUAGCCAACUCUAGCUUACCUCAGAAUAACUCUGUGUCAUCAAUGUGUCACAAGCUAACUGUCAUAUAAACUGACAGCAGCCGUUGUUGUGACUGUUAAUGAUGCGGACAGUGUUAUGUAGCAUUUAUGACAGUGGGGUUUGCCCUGUGUUGUUAAUGUAUACUCACCUCAGACAGUUCUCUCGUCCGGCUUUGGACAGGAACCCCAAAGCUGCACGCUGUUUCUGAUUAUUAUGCUCCUCCCUAUCUGCUUUUAUCUGACAACGAGAAAACAAUAACAAUAAAAUUGUUAACAAUGA
This is a messenger RNA of Thunnus maccoyii (southern bluefin tuna), 3731 nucleotides long. RefSeq lists its product as uncharacterized. The transcript has 12 exons. The record is from RefSeq and is a predicted model, not a curated record. NCBI's taxonomy places the organism in Eukaryota, Metazoa, Chordata, Actinopteri, Scombriformes, Scombridae. Gene Ontology annotation, cellular component: nucleus. Gene Ontology annotation, biological process: positive regulation of DNA-templated transcription. Gene Ontology annotation, molecular function: double-stranded telomeric DNA binding. Bases 327 to 1922 code for a protein of 531 amino acids.